Messenger RNA from Acromyrmex echinatior (Panamanian leafcutter ant), 698 nucleotides. RefSeq names its product selenoprotein F. Gene Ontology annotation, molecular function: oxidoreductase activity. Lineage: Eukaryota; Metazoa; Arthropoda; Insecta; Hymenoptera; Formicidae. The record is from RefSeq and is a predicted model, not a curated record. Gene Ontology annotation, cellular component: endoplasmic reticulum lumen.
GGCUGAUAGUGAUUGAUAGUGGCAAGAUUCUACAAUUAAUAUCUCGCUUUGUCGAACAAACUAGUUGGAGCUAAACAUUACCUUUAUAACAAUAAAGAUCUCUAAUAACAAAAAUAACAUAAAAUUAGUUCUUUGAUUAAUUAAACAUAUGUGGUGACAAAAUGAAUCACUUAUUACAUACGGUUUUAUUUUUGUUUAUCAUUACAAUGGACAUUGCUGUCGCAGAAUUUUCGGCAAAUGAUUGUAAGAUUUUGGGAUUUAAUAAAGCCAAUGUGCUCUGCUCGACCUGUAAACAUUUUGCCGAACCUGAUCUAGAAAAAAUUUAUACCAUAUGUAAGGAAUGUUGUCUAAAAGAUAACGAUUAUGAAUUGUCAAAACGUUAUCCCAAAGCCAUCCUUGAAGUGUGUACGUGCAAAUUUGGACAAUAUCCACAAAUACAAGCUUUCAUCAAAAGCGAUCGACCAAAAAAGUAUAAAAACCUCAACAUAAAGUAUGUAAGAGGUUUAGAUCCGAUCAUUAAGUUGUAUGAUGCAGAAAAUAAAGUUGAAGAUGUACUCGAUAUACACAAAUGGGAUACAGACUCUGUAGAUGAAUUUCUGUCGACUCAUCUUUCUAAGGAUUAAAAUUAGAAAAUAUUACAUUACAUGAUAUUGUUUCUAUUGAAUUCUUAAUAAACUAUCCUUUUAAUAUGAAUAUUA